This is a messenger RNA of Loa loa (African eye worm), 508 nucleotides long. RefSeq lists its product as hypothetical. Bases 89 to 508 code for a protein of 139 amino acids. The record is from RefSeq and is a predicted model, not a curated record. NCBI's taxonomy places the organism in Eukaryota, Metazoa, Nematoda, Chromadorea, Rhabditida, Onchocercidae. The transcript has a single exon.
AAUGCCAAUUUGAAACCAGAAAGGAAUAUCGCAAUUCCGGUCAUGGAAAUUAUAUACAGAUGUAGUACACGUCAAGUGUCGGAAAUCCAUGUCGAGAUAUCUCCACGUGAGAAAUGCUCCUCUACUCUUCCCGCCUCCCUCCCUCCAUCUUAACCCCUCCACAAUGCAAAUAUCGUCGACGAGAAACGCAACGCCUCACGGAGUACGCAUCGACGUUGAUAGUCGCGGAAUGAAAACAUCUGUCUACCCGCAUGGCGGUAAACAGGUGUACCGGCUCAUACGAGGGGUAGGUGCAGUAGUUUUUGCAACGUUGAUGAUCGGCGAGCACUUACCCGUCGUCAAGUUUUUGGAAGCUAUAGAAUUAGAAAGUAAGGCGAAGUCAAUAGUAGAAGUGGUACAUUAUACAGCAGAGGCUAUCAGCAUAAUUAUUAAUAAAGUAUGCAUUCACCGACAUAUAAUUCUUGUUGAGAAAACUAAGAUGCGUUUUUUAAGAGGAUUGGAGCAUUAA